Messenger RNA from Agelaius phoeniceus (red-winged blackbird), 1266 nucleotides. RefSeq names its product solute carrier family 35 member D3 (gene SLC35D3). The record is from RefSeq and is a predicted model, not a curated record. Lineage: Eukaryota; Metazoa; Chordata; Aves; Passeriformes; Icteridae.
AUGCUCCGGUGGCGGGGCCGGGCGCGGGGCGUCGCGGUGGCGGUGGCGCACGGGCUGUGCUCGGGCUCGCUGAACAUCCUGCUGAAGUUCCUGCUGGCCCGCUACCACUUCGCCUUCCUGACGCUGCUGCAGUGCCUCAGCAGCGCGGCGGCGGCGCUGGGGCUGGAGGCGCUGCGGCGGCGGGGGCUGGCGGCGCUGCCGCCCUUCGGGCCCCGCCUGGCGCGCCCCUUCGCCGCCGUGGCCGCCCUGGCCACCCUGCAGUCCACCCUCACCCUCUGGUCGCUGCGCGGCCUCAGCCUCCCCAUGUAUGUGGUCUUCAAGCGCUGCCUGCCCCUCGUCACGCUGGUCACCGGCGCCCUGGUGCUCCGCGACGGCAUGCCAUCGCCCGGCGUCCUCGUCGCCGUCCUCAUCACCACCUGCGGCGCCGCGCUGGCCGGAGCUGGUGACCUGACUGGGGAUGCUAUGGGCUAUGUGACAGGCGUGCUGGCCGUGCUGAUACACGCUGCCUACCUGGUGCUCAUUCAGAAAACCAGUGUAGACAGUGAAUAUGGACCCCUGACAGCUCAGUAUGCCAUCGCUGUUUCGGCCACCCCUUUCCUCAUCAUCUGCUCCUUUGCCAGCAUGGAUUCCAUCAACGUCUGGUCCUUCCCAGGGUGGAAGGACCCUGCUAUGGUAUGCAUCUUUAUUGCUUGUGUUCUGAUUAGCUGUGCCAUGAACUUUACCACCCUUCACUGCACCUACAUUAACUCAGCUGUGACCACCAGCUUUGUAGGGGUGGUGAAGAGCAUAGCCACCAUCACGGUAGGCAUGGUGGCAUUCAAUGAUGUGGAGCCCACAAAGUUAUUUAUAGCUGGGGUUGUGGUCAACACCUUGGGGUCUGUCAUUUACUGUGUGGCCAAGUACGUUGAGACAAGGCGGCAAAGCAACUAUGAGGACCUGGAGAAAGAAGCUAGAGAAGAGGAGGGGAAAAGGCAGGCUGGAGACCAAGCUCUGUUUGCCAUGGAGACAAUUUCCCAGGGGAAGGGGGCCGAGGAAGCAGCGGUGGAAGGAUCAUCCACAGGGCAGAGACAGAGUGGAGAGGAAGAGAAGGACGUCACUGAGAAAUCAGCCACGGCACUUGUGGUUCAGGGAAAAUCCACCAUCACACAAGAAGUGAACAGAAGCUCGCUGAAAGAAGCCUAUCUUGGAGUAUGGAGGUUGGUGAGGGGUGCUAAUUAUAUAAAGAAGGAUUAUUUGAUAGAAAAUGAAGAGCUACCAAACCCUUAA